Molecule: messenger RNA, 1392 nt
Organism: Prunus avium (sweet cherry)
Lineage: Eukaryota; Viridiplantae; Streptophyta; Magnoliopsida; Rosales; Rosaceae
Source: RefSeq, a predicted model, not a curated record
GCUCGAAACAAAUAUAUAUUUUAUAACCUGAGCUUUUACUCUUCAUUGGUUCUACUUCUACACAAGUUGUGGUUGUGGCCCUUCUGGGUAGUUGAAAUCUUGGACUUUAAAGUGGAAAACUGAGAGAUUCUAGAGCUGUGAGGCUAUGAUCAGUCCAGGUUUAGUUGUUGUGGGGAUGUGAAAUUCAAGGCAAAGAUGACAUCUUUCAGUGGAUUAGGUAUUGGUUUGAGCAUAGUUUUCGGGUGCCUCCUCUUGGCACUUGUUGCAGAGCUUUACUACUUGCUAUGGUGGAAGAAGAGAAUCACCAACAGAGAGAUUGAAGAAGAUUACAGCAACCAUGCAAAGGAGCUCUUUCAAUUUAGUUGCUGGAAAAAACCUUCUUGUUUGCAGACCAACAGUAACUCUCAGGAGAAUGUCAGAGAACCAGAUGCCAAUCAUAGCAGUAGUGAAUCAGAUUUAGAACUGGGGUCUAGCAAGGAUUUACUGCUCAAGCUCAAUGGAGAAGAGAAUGUGGAAAUAUCAGAGCUCAUGAGGCUGCAUAAUCUUGCUGGCCCACCUAGAUUUCUCUUCACAAUCAACGAAGAGACAAAGGAGGAUUUGGAAUCUGAGGAUGGGAAAUCUAGAGGUGAUAGAAGUAGAAAAGGGUCAAGAACAAGAAGCUUGAGUGAUCUUAUUUUGUCUGUAGACACCCCAUACCUUUCCCCUUUGCCCUCCCCAUCAUUAAAGUCUUCACCUUUGAGCUCUUUGGACUCUUACAAACACCAUGGAUUCAACCCUCUCUUUGAAUCAUCAACAGAAGCUGAGCUGAGCAGGUUGAGAUCUUCUCCCCCUCCAAAGUUCAAGUUUUUAAGGGAUGCAGAGGAGAAAUUGUUCAGAAGACUUAUGGAAGAAGCUGAGAAAAGGGCAGCUAAAAAUUGUGGGUCUGCUCAGGAUUUUGGGGUUAAAUCUACACCCAAUUCAACAAUGGCAACAGAAGAGAAAGAUGGGUCUUUUAUAAAACUGGUUGUUGGUAAGAACAAGGAAAACCAGAGAGAGCAUCAUCACCAAAAUCUACCACAAAAUCCUCCAAGCUCUUCCAAGUUUUAGCUCUUGGGCUUUUGGGGAAAGUAAGGUAACCAUGAAUGGACUGCAACAUUUUUGUCUGAGCUUCAUUGACAAUUCCAGACAGGACUGACAAAUUCUACGGAGUGAUUAAGGUGUUGGUUAGUUCAAGUGGGGGAACUUGUGGGGUAAUCAUUCUUGUCCCUUCCUCAAAUAUCCUCAGGUUUCUUAAGCCAGUAAUCAUCCAUUAUCAUGAGGUUUUACUCUCGUUCUUUUUUUAACAUGGCUUUUCAUUCUUCUUACUUAGGUUAAUUCUACAAUUAGAAGUAUAAAUACAAAAUAUUUGCAUAA